AUGAAGAGAAAAGCAGUUAAUCGGAAAAACUUUAACGUUUCGUUUUCCAUCCCUGAUGAUCGUCGCAUUCCGCAACGUAUAUUAAGCUAUGCUGACACUGAGUUUGAUAAUGAUUCAACCAUCACUAGUUUGAAUCCAGCAGCAUUGGCAAUGACGAAAGCGUUACAAAAUGCGAAAACACUGAAGAAAAGUUGGGAUUCAGAUAAGGCAUUGAAAAGCACCUAUAAAGGCUUAUUUGGUAAAUAUCAAUUACGUGUAUAUUUGUUUGUGGCUUUGGGCUAUGGUAUCGUUGCGGCAUGGUUGACCGAAAUGCCAGUGUUUGCCCUCUUACCACCGAAACAUAUCGAUUGCACGCCUUUUUAUCCUAAUCAAUCGAAUUUAACGAACCCGUUGAUGAGAAGUUCGAAUCGAUAUAAUCUAACGGAUAUACAUAAUUUCCAAAUUCGAAGAGCUGAACCUGUGUAUAACUAUACCAAUGAGCACGGGCGAACUGUACUUACAGAGUUCAAUAAAUUAUGCGAUAAGAGGCUUAUAAAAAUACCGUACAUAGUUUAUAUUCUCGGUAUGAUUCUUGGCGGAUUAAUAUUUGGUUAUAUUGCUGAUUACAGCGGAAGAAAAAUGAUUCUAUUAGGUUCAAUAUGGGCGGCUUGCGCUAUGUCACUAUUUCAGCUGUUAAGCGGUGAUUACAUAUCCUAUGUCUUUUUUAUCUUCUUUGUCGGUUUGGCGAUUGGUGCUGUGCAUGUUAUUGCUAUUCCAUAUAUUAUGGAAAUGUUCCCAAUUGAAUCUCGGGCGAUGUAUAGUUUAUCACUGUUGGGAAUUGUUUUUCUACUGGAUCUCGUGAUUCCCUGGCUUGCAAUAUUGAUUAAGAAUUGGAAGUUUUUGCAAUUGGUGAUUUCGAUGCCAUUGAUUUUCACAGCUGUAUUGUUUUGGUGCUCCGAAGAAUCAAUGUUUUGGUUCACUACUCAAAAGGAUUAUGUUUCCGCUGUUUUGUCUUUAACCAAUAUUGCUCGAUAUAAUGGUGUUGUUUUCGAAGAAGUCUUCUCUGAGGCUCGUAGUUUCCUUAGUGGAAAGCAUUCGAGAGGCAUUCAAUGUGAUUUCCAACCACUACUUCGACUAGAGGAUAUUAAAUCUCUCAGCUUGAAAUAUCCGGAUUUUGAUAUGGUAGAUUUACAAGCUACCAGUAAUAAAAAGAAAAGCUUCACCCAACGAAUCUUACAAAUAAUUACUGGCCACCACUAUUAUCCAACGUUGUCAACAUUCUAUCCUACAGAUUAUCUCCACUCGCCCAUAUUAACAAUCUAUUUACUUGUUAUGUGUGGCCUUUGGUUGGUCAGUGCGUUAACAGAAUACAGUCUUGAUAUUCCACAUCUGACGCAACAUUUGACUGAUAACUUCUUCUGGAAUUACUUUUAUACGCAUUUAAUUCAAAUUCUUUCUUUUGUUGUCGCAGUACCUUUAGUUGUUGUAUGGGGUCGACGAUGGCCAACAUUCUGCUUUUUUCUCAUUGCGGAAGUUUGCUUGCUUGGUUCGAUUGCAGUCAAAUUAGAUGAGGAACAAACACGUACGGCGAUGUUGGUUGUUUAUUUUAUCGGUAAAUUUGCCACUCGUGCAGCAUUUAUCGUUUUGAUUAUAUACACAUGUGAAAUCUUUCCGACCGGUUUAAGAUGUACAACACUUGGUAUUUGUUAUACCUUUCGAUGGAUUGGUGUUGCUCUAGCUUCGCCAGAUGUGGGUGAAGUCAAUGGAUGGAUGCCCCGACUUAUUUAUGGUAUUUUAGCGUUGAUAAUUGGCUCUCUAGCACUGCUAUUACCUGAAACAAAGAAAUUUCCAUUACCUCGAACAAUGAUACAAGUUGAAGUAAUGCCAACGUCGGUUAGUAAAAAGUUCCGUCGCCGUCGCUCCACACUCACUAAACGAUCGAUUCGACCUGAUGGCACCCAGCCCGAUGCUACCAAUGCAUUUAGUGAUUCAGGCUCGGUUUUCUCAGCUACUCGUUAUAACCGUCCAUAUGAUAACCAAUCGACAUUGCAUAGUAUUUACGAACUACAAGAAUUCGAUCAGGACGAUGCAGUUCCACCAUUCAUGAAUCGAAAUCUUUCUCGUCGAACCGAUCCACGUCAGUCAUCAGCGUAUCAGCCAUACAGUACAGUAAAUAAUGAAACAUUCCGACACCAACAAUCCAUUGCUGAAGAUGUCGAAGCUACUGACAUUGAUGAUGAUCGAAUAGGUUAUGCACACCGAUCAAAAACUCCGCUACAACAACGGAACUCACUGACGAAAUCUGCUACUUUGAUGCAUACAGACGACGACGUUAUUGUUCUACCUCCGACAACGACUGGUCGAACAUCGAUCAGUAGGCAUUCAGCAUCGGACGUACCUACCCAACUCGAAGCGACCGCACAAAUACAAGCAGGUCAUGUAACUGACGAUUCCGUAAACGUAUCGAAUGAUGACAAACUCUCUCAAUCACCUCGCUAUCAACGAACAAUGAGUCAAGAUGAGAACUAUUUUUCUGAACAUUGCUAA
Messenger RNA from Adineta ricciae, 2526 nucleotides. The record is from the annotation of a GenBank genome assembly. Lineage: Eukaryota; Metazoa; Rotifera; Eurotatoria; Adinetida; Adinetidae.